Molecule: messenger RNA, 740 nt
Organism: Vigna umbellata (rice bean)
Lineage: Eukaryota; Viridiplantae; Streptophyta; Magnoliopsida; Fabales; Fabaceae
Source: RefSeq, a predicted model, not a curated record
CUAUGAAAUGAAAUUGAGUGAUAGGAAUCUUCGGGAACAAUCCAUUUUCCGUUGGAUUUAAUCAGCUUCCAAUCUAUUCUCCUUCCUUUCGCCUCUGUUUCUUUCUCAUCCUUCCAAUACAGAUUUAAUCCUUUCUGUAACGGACGGUAGCUACAGAAAAAAAUGCGGGGUUCUGUUGCACUCGUGCUGCCUCCAAAAUGCAGGUUCUGGCAAAAGUACUCGAUGAAAGGAUCACGGGGAUUGUUGACGACUCCAAUACCUAAGAAACAAGAGGAGAAUGAAGCUAGCAAAAUUAGGAUAAAGUUGGCUGACCCAAUAGUCGCCUAUAGCAAGCCUCCACCACUUCCUCCUGUUAUUGGACCGUUGGUUGUUCUCUCGUUGCUAGAGAGUACUGAUGAAAGAGACAAGUGAUGUGAUAUCUAACCCUCUGGUGCUAGCAGUUCUUAAGACGAAGUAUAUGCUAAGUAGUGUGAUCCUUAAUUGAAGAAAGUCUUGGAAAUAAAAAUCACUAGAGUGAUUGCAGAGCUUAGUAAUCGAACAAAGAAACUCCAUAGCUUUAUGUAGCCAUCUAGGAGAGGAUGAAGCCAGCAUGCUAUAAAUAUAUUGUAAACUUUCAAUAUCCAUGAUAGUAUCACAUGAGGACUUCUCAAGAACCCUGCAGGAACAUGCACUUGUGUAUGUUAAUUGAAGUUUUUUGGAUGGCUAAAAGGAUUUGUAAAAUACAGGAACGAUGACUUACA